UCGUUCUCAGCUAGCAUCAUCUCCAAAGUCUACCACCGUGGCACCGCCAGUAGACACGUGGCGGUGCAUAGUUAAAAAGACACUGAGUACGACUUGUUUACACCAUUGGUAUGAUUGACUUGACCCUCUAUUUCUUUUCUUUAUGAGAAGAAGUACACUCAAGAUGCGUGUGUAAUCGAUUCAGAUCUCCCCAAACACGUGUCACUCUCCUGCUGUCUUAAUUUCCCUCUCUUUUUAUCUCCUCUCCCAAACUCUCUCCUCCCUUUCACUCACACCGAUCUACAUGGACCCUUCAAAUAAAGGCCAACGCGAGAGAGACGACCUGGAGCUAGCUUCAAUGAGCUCAGGAAUCUCCUCCAAACUAAGCAGCACGGAGGGUUCUAUCAAUACCAUCAGCUCGGGUGAUAUUUCCACGACGAGUGGGAGCUCCGGCGAGAUUCCAACCUCCGUAGUGGUACCGAGGGAUGUUGAUUUGGCGAGGGAGGAGUUAAAUAUGAUGGCGAUUGUGACGGAGAGAGAGAAGUGUGUAGGGAGGAAUAAUAAAGGAGUGAGCUGGGGUUACACGUCAGUAAUAGGGAGGCGGAAGGAGAUGGAGGAUGCAGUUGCCGUUAUCCCGUGUUUUAUGUCUCGCACGUGCAAUCACGUUGGAGGUUGUAUGGCUCCUGGUUCUAGAACUUCCUCUGAGAUCUCUCCCAUCCAUUUCUUUGGUGUCUAUGAUGGUCACGGUGGCUCUCAGGUAGCUAAUUUCUGUAAAGAGAGAAUGCAUGAAGUUAUACUAGAAGAGUGGGAUCGUGAUCAAACAAUUCAUGGCUGUGAAUGGCAGAGAAGAUGGGAAGCUACAUUUUCUAGUGGUUUUGGGAGGGCUGACAAUGAGGUAUUGACCCAGGGAGUUGCACCCGAAAUGGUGGGAUCAACAGCAGUCGUUGUCGUGCUAUCUGGUUGUCAGAUUAUUACAUCCAACUGUGGUGACUCCAGGGCUGUACUUCUUCGGAGGACGGAAGCUAUUCCUCUUACUGUUGACCAUAAGCCUGACAGAAGUGAUGAACUAAUGAGAAUUGAAGGGCAAGGGGGGAGAGUCAUAAACUGGAAUGGUGCUAGGGUACUUGGGGUCCUUGCUAUGUCCAGAGCUAUAGCUUACUUUCAUGUCCUAGGUGAUCGCUAUUUAAGGCCAUGGAUAAUACCGGUGCCUGAGGUUACUUUCAUGACUAGGACUGAUGAGGAUGAAUGCUUGAUUUUGGCGAGUGAUGGUCUUUGGGAUGUCAUGACAAAUGAAGAGGUGGGAGAAGUUGCUCGCCGGAUACUAAGAAGGUGGCGCAGAUCAUCUGAUGGUUUUUCACCAGCACAAACCGUUGCUGAUAAUCUCCAAGAAAUAGCAUAUGGCAGAAACAGCUCUGAUAACAUUUCAAUCAUUGUUGUUGAUCUGAAAAAGAGAAGGCGCCAGGUGAGGCAGUCAAGAGGGGACUAGGAUCACUUGCACUGCCUCCUAUUUCCUUGAAAUACCAUUAUCUCUCCUCUCAAAGUUAGAGCUGAGUUCAAUUGUUUGAAGUUCAUUGUCUCUGAUAGACUGGACUCUCAUCAUGUGACUCAAUAGGUUUGAGCUCCUAUUCCUGACCUGUAUAGAACCGGCAGACAACUGCUGCUUCAUAACAUCCAGAACUGGUUCCCUGUCGCCAGAAGAAUAGAUCAAUCCUUACUUUUAACUGGUUUGAUCAAAACGAAAAAAAAGAAGAAGAAAAACUUAAUUGAAAAGAAGAAAAGUGGUUGCAUGAUAUUCCUGUAAGCAAGAGGAAAAAAACUGGGAGAUUGCAAGAUCAUUCUUGCUUCUGUUUUUCAAUUUGAAGUUAUUGUUUGGUUUGUGUUGGAAAUAACUAUUCUGUCUUCAGUCUUGAUGCCUGGGAGGUCGAAUAAGAUUGACAGUACUUGUCAAAUCGCAGGCAUUUGUUAAAUCAUGAAAUUGUGCCCCGUUUGUUCACUGGCGAUUUGUGAAAAGCUUAAU
Molecule: messenger RNA, 1996 nt
Organism: Populus euphratica (Euphrates poplar)
Lineage: Eukaryota; Viridiplantae; Streptophyta; Magnoliopsida; Malpighiales; Salicaceae
Product: probable protein phosphatase 2C 6
Exons: 4
Coding region: 284-1465 (393 amino acids)
Biological process (GO): protein dephosphorylation
Molecular function (GO): protein serine/threonine phosphatase activity; cation binding
Source: RefSeq, a predicted model, not a curated record